Molecule: messenger RNA, 3850 nt
Organism: Anopheles coustani
Lineage: Eukaryota; Metazoa; Arthropoda; Insecta; Diptera; Culicidae
Exons: 1
Coding region: 36-146 (36 amino acids)
Source: RefSeq, a predicted model, not a curated record
GCGGCAGCCAAAAUUCACCAAACCAGCUAGCUUGAAUGAGUAACAGUGCGAUGGUGGCCGUGGCGAUCUGCUGUAUACUGGUGCUGCUGGCCGUGUUCAUCGUGCUGAUCAUAGUGGUCGGUUCGACGAUGGGCGAACCGAAGUGAGAUAAGCUCCAACUGGGGCCCGGACACUUCGCCGAUGGAUAGCCAAGGCCCCCCGGCUGUUAGAAUCUGGACGGAUUUUGUUCCACCGCCGCUGCCGACGCUCCCGGUGCCGAUGGCUUCCGCCGCCGCCGCAUCGUGGGAGGCGGCCACAGCAGGCGCGCUCAUCAUACCUCCCAUCGUCGUCGCUACCAUCUCCACCACCAACUCCGCCAGCAGGAGCAACACAACCAAGAACACCACCAGCACCACCAACGGUCGAGGCGGCAGGAUGAUCAUCAGAAGCUGCCGCACCAACCGCAAUGGUGGACGGAGCCACUAGAGAGCGUGUGGGUGUGUGGGUGUGUGAAACGAAAGGAAAAUCGGUGCGUUACGCCAUCGAGACGGUAGAACCAUGGCGUAACGGUGUGAAAAUGCAACUCCCAGGCGUGCAACGCAACGUUAGAAGCGCGAGUACUCCAACACAAAUACCAAGCACGGAACCACCAACCAGCACCGGCCAGGAAAGGGAUUGGAGGCAGGGGGAACGAGCUUGGUGAAGACAUUUGGCAGCAUCAGAGAACAAAAACAACGCACAGCAUCUCCCCGCGCAAAAAAAAAACCCAGCCCAGAGAAACCAGGCACAUCCGGUUCGGAACGCUCCAGGAUCGGCAACCAUCAGGAGUCGUGAAAAUCUCAAACAAUCUUACUCCCACACGUCGGGCUUUUCCCGUUCUUCGAUUAACUUUCCCUAACUGUCGCCUGAGCAGGCAUGAACUUCAAGCAAUGAUCACACCUAAUCGCUCCACUGUAAGGUUCGCCCUUUCACGGCUGUUCAACUGUCCCUCUGCUUCGGUGAAAAUGUUGCAGGUUUUCCCUUGUCUGCACUCUUAGUGAAAGUAGUGGUAGAGGACUUAUUUCACAUACGAAAGCGAACAACCCUCGAACGCUUGUUGCACCGCCCAGCACUGCUCUCGAGAACAACCACGAGCACUGCACGCACACUAAAACACACACACACACACACACAAACACACGCUCUCUUUCCUUCACUCUCUUUCACACACUAGCACCCAACAAACACACAACACUCAUAAGCGAAACUCAUCUGUCACGCAGGACAUCACAGAGCACACGAAAACGAGCAUGGAAUAAAAUCUUGUACACCAAUUCUACACAGCCGUCUUUGAGGGGGCCACCAAACAGAACAACAAGUAAUGAGAGAAAACAAAACGAACGCGAGAAAAAGAAGAAGAAAAGAAGAGGAGAGAAAGAAAACGCUAGUCUUACGCAACUCCUAGAGACAACUUUAACAGCCAAUCAAACUUGACGAAGCAUGUUUUACGAAGGGCGAAUUUCGCGCGCACCUUGCACGAAAUCACCAACACGUUGCUAUCUAGAACUCACCUUAACUUAAAUGCUACUUAUACUACUUACUUAACAAAUGGAAAACCAACCAACAAAAAUAAAAAAAAGAUAGUGAAAAUAAAAGAAAAGAGAACACAUACUACAUACCUAACGAGAUUGUAACGAUACCUUAACAGUUGCCCCGAUUCGGUGCGCUUGGGCGAACGGACGAUGAUGCUUUCGAGCCGAAUGCACGCGACGGAAUGUGUGUGUGUGUGUGUGUGUGUGAGAGAGAGAGAGAGAGAGAGAGAGAGAGAGAGAGAGAGAGAGAGAGAGAGAGAAAUAGAGAGAUAGAAAGAGAGCGAAAUGAGUGAACAGGGCAUCGUUUAAUCUAGUAUUUUAAGUAGACACCACCAUCCGGUAGCUUCCAAACAUUGAAACGAGAGAAGUGCGAACGGACAGAUUUCCCUGCCAGAUGAGCAGUGAAACGAAAACAAAAUUCGAAAACUAGUAUUACUAAAAAUCAAAACAGAAAAAACAACUCACUGAAGGACAAACGAACUCGAAGAUCAAGCCUGGCAGCAUUCGUUGGCAGCGAGAGUGCGAAGAGCGCUGUAUUAAAAUAGGGACAUGGGCCGGAAGACGUACACUGCUGGUGCGAAGCAGACUGUACGCGAACACAUAUCGUUUAAAAGCAAGACGGUAGGCUGGACUAAGGUAUUAAAACUUAAUAUUAAUCAUACAAAAACGGUAAGAUGUAAGCACCAUCGAUAAACAAUGGAGGGCAAUGUUUACCGCUCUUUAUCUAAAAAUUGAGAAAUUAAACCAACCUGUAAUAAACACGAGCGGCAUUGGACGCGAAUUUAAAGCAAACGGUAAAGGUUGGUGGAAAUGAAAACAAAUAGACACAAAAGCACCCACGCAGACACACAUCCUGACAUAAACAAAGUAUUAUAUACCGGCCCACCCACCGGCACAAACCAGUGAGGAUCCAGAGGAACACACGGUUGUCAUUAUCCUUCUUCAAGGAUCGUGUGAAAUAGCAGGAUCGUCCCGAUAUUGUCCGGCGUAGGCUAGGGUGUUUGUUAAAGUUUGUCGUUUUGAUAGGGAACUAGGAUAUACUGGGGAUGCUGCGUCCGUGAGGCACAACGGAAAGGUAGGUAGAGUGAGGGGACAAUGGUAAAGCAAACUAGAGUUGGUAAAAUAUCCAGAGAAAGAGGAAAAAAGUGCAACCAAAAGGAAACCAUCCCCCAAGCUCCACAUAUUCUUCUGCAUACACGUGCUGCUCUAUGUGUGAGUGCCAAACAUGCAAAAAAAGGCAGCAGUGGUUAAGAAAAACUGGAACGAGUAUAGGAACAAAACAAAAAACAAAACCAAACCGGGCACUAGUCGUGCGUAGCCGUGUGGUAGUGUUAGCUGUAGUAGUUAUCCAUUACUUCCAUGUUGUUGUUGGCCAGUUUACCGUUGUUUAAUGUGCGCAACAGAAUGUAGUUAACAGAACAGCCUUGUUUACCAUCGUAACGCAUCGAAUGCUGAAUAAACAAUACGAAACAAAAUUGAAAACCCUAUCACAGAAAAGGUAAAUAAAAAAAUUCCUACAUCCGUGCGGACGUAAAUGAGAAAAAGAGAAAUGAAAUGAAUACAAUUGCCAUUCCGAAAUUGACGAACCAACCCGCUGAACUAACAAAUAUGAAAGAUAAAUGCAUAGGAAAACAAAACAAGAAAUGUAAGGGAGGCAAGUAACCAACUAAUACAAACGGGGAAAAGUAGAGGCAAAAGAGAGGCAAAAACUGACAGGUCACGAUGAAGAACGUGGAAUAAAAAUCUUUUAGUAAAAAAGCAAAUCAACUGAGACAAUAAUCCCUAACAAACAAAAGAACAGGAAAGUAAACACUCUAAACGAACAUCCCAUCGAAAAGGCGUGGCCACCUUGGAUUGAUUUUACUCACAGCGCACAAAGUGUGCGGCAUGGAUUGACUGACUGACACCCAAUGACAAGUGGGAUUUUCCCGACACUCGCUUUCUACGCUUGCUUCGAGGAAAUGAUGCAAGGGACAUUUCGUGUUAAUGGCACUUGGUAGCGGUGAUGGUGGUGGUAGCGAGCUCAUUAGCCGUUAGUUCUGGCAACUGGCGGCCAUCUUUAAUUAACUCGCCGAUCGCACUCAGUGUCCUUUCGGUCGUUUCGCUCGGUUUCGCCGGUUUGAAGGAGGCAGAAACACAUUAAUUAUCAAUCAAAAUUCGCGGUCGUAACGCCUAGGCACGGGAUAAUUUUUCCAUCGACCAGCACCCAAACCCGGCGGUUUGUGGUUUCAAUUUUCCGCUCCAGCUCUACACAACAUCGGGCGGAAGCGUCCAUCGAUCAGGUCAGGAGCGAUUUUUCC